GCGCGCCAGCGAGCAGAUCGCGCACUUCCGGGUGUCACGCGCCAGCGGAGCAACUGCCAUUGAACUGCAUCUCAAUCUCUCCAUAUAUUAUAGAAGGCGAGAGGAAAUCUGGCGUAACGUUUCCAGGUGUAGAAAGUGAAGAGUGCGAGUGACACUAUUGUAAAGAUGGAGUUUAUUAAAGAGGAGAGUGAAGACACGAGUGAUGCAGAAACAUGCAGAAUGAAUGAUGAAGAAACUGAGGAACAGAGAGACAUGAUGGAAGUGAAAGUGGAGUGUGAAGAACUGAAUGUAGUGGAGGAGGAUCAUCAGUAUCAGAGACCUCAGAAGGUUAUAACGGGAGAAAAGCCGUCACAGUCCGAAAGCAAUUUCUCCCAGAAAAGAACAGGAGCCAAAAAAGCACCAUUCAUCUGCCCUCAGUGUGGGAAGUGUUUCACACUCAAAGUGAACCUCAAAAGCCACAUCAAAAUUCACACCGGAGAGCGUGAUUUCACCUGUCUGCAGUGCGGCAGCAGCUUCUUCAAAAACGCCGAUCUGAAGAGACACCUGCAAACACACACCGGAGAGAAGCCGUUCAGCUGCCCUCACUGCGGGAAGAGCUUCACACGCAAAGAGAGCCUGGAGAAUCACAUCCGGAUCCACACCGGAGAGAAGCCUUUCACCUGCCUGCUGUGCGCCAAGAGCUUCAUACGCAAAGGACACUUUAAGAACCACAUGCGCAUUCACUCCGGAGAGCGUCCGUUCACGUGUCACGAGUGUGGGAAGAGCUUCACGCAGGCCACCAUCCUCAAAAACCACCAGCACUCGCACUCGGGAGAGAGACCGUUCAGCUGCGGCCAGUGCGGGAAAAGCUUCAUCUCAGCGAAGCACCUGAAGAUCCACCAGAAAAUUCACCAGAAGCUUUUCUUGUGCUCUUUCUGUGGAAAGAUGUUCUCACAGCUGGGCUACCUGAAAGAGCACCAGAAAAUACACAGCGGCGAGAAAGCUCACAUGUGCUCGGUGUGCGGGAACAGCUUCUCUAGAGCCAAAUAUCUGAAAGAGCAUCAGAAGGUCCAUACGGGAGAGAAACCCUACAAGUGCUCACAUUGUGACAAGAGCUUCAGUCAGUCAGGGAACCUGAAAAUACACAAGAGAGUUCACACCGGAGAGAAGCCGCACCGCUGCCCGCCAUGUGGAAGGAGUUUCGUCACAUCCAGCGCUCUGCUGUCUCAUCGAAGGAAAUGUCGCCAAAAGUUGUCGUAGAGAGCAAGAGUCAAUAGUGUGAAAUUCAGAUGAACUGAAGUGUCAUUGUGCUGAAGAUCAUUUGCGUCUACAUCUUUGUGCACAGCUACAUUAAACAUGUUAACUGUGUGUAGUGGCAUUCGUUUACAUCCACAUAUUUAUAUGCAAACUUUGGAAUAUUGCAAUAAAAAGUGUUGUAUGGAAACGCCAAGAUGCACAUAAAUUCUGAAAAUGUGCAUAAAAAACAUAUGAACUCAACUGAGGCGGAUUAUUGUUUUACCUGAUAAGAAGACUAUGAUGGAAGCUAUGAUGGAAACGCAUUUAUCGAAUAAAUCCCUUGAUGCGUAACAGAAGCUCACAUACCUUUGCCUCAACAGAAGCUGUGAUUGGAUAACUGGACUAACCAGCAGACCAAUCGCUUCUCAGCAUCUCAAAUGUUGGUUUGGUGGUUCUGAAAUGCCUGAGCCAAAAUCUGUCAUCAGAAUGAUUUGGUUUAAUUCCCUCCAGAAGUGUCUCACAUGAGCAUCUGAAUGCAAGAGAACAUGACAGCAUUUUUUGUGUUUCAUCUGCUGCUCUGAGACGCAACUCAUUUAUGAUGCAGGAAAAAAAAGAUGAAUGGAAAAGACCUGCAGUGAGAAUAUGAGGAGAUCAGAACGGAAGCCUAACCAGUCAACAGCUGCAGUGUUGAUGAAAAUAUGAAAUAAGGAUCUUUGCAAGUUCAUUUAUGGCUGAAUAGAGCACAUUAAUAUUAUUUUCAAGAACACUAUGGUGUAGUAUUAUAUGUUAUGAAUUGAAAUGUCCAUAAAUGAGAGCAAAUAUUGUACAGAGCUACUCAUCUAAUGAGCACAGAGGACAGAUGUACUUGUGUUCAGUAUUGUUCCAACAAUGUAUCUCAGUUCUGUGGUAAUAAACCUUUUUUCCCCACAACACUCCAUCAGAUCUUUAAUUUCACCAGCAGAUACACACACUACUGAGAAAAGACUUUCUAGAAAUCUUCCAUGUUCUCA
Molecule: messenger RNA, 2225 nt
Organism: Megalobrama amblycephala (Wuchang bream)
Lineage: Eukaryota; Metazoa; Chordata; Actinopteri; Cypriniformes; Xenocyprididae
Product: gastrula zinc finger protein XlCGF8.2DB-like
Exons: 3
Coding region: 166-1239 (357 amino acids)
Biological process (GO): regulation of transcription by RNA polymerase II
Cellular component (GO): nucleus
Molecular function (GO): DNA-binding transcription activator activity, RNA polymerase II-specific; RNA polymerase II cis-regulatory region sequence-specific DNA binding
Source: RefSeq, a predicted model, not a curated record